UGUGUAUUACGAGUUUGAUGAAAUGUUUUUAACCCGUCAUUCUAAUCUACAGAUCGACCAUCCUCCUAAUUCUCCUAAUGUGACAGUUGUUGUACAUCAUUUUCUUGGCGACGGAACUGGACGAGUUCAUUUGCGAAAAAAUCAGACGAUUUAUGUGGAAGUCGUCGAGUCAGAGACAAAUGAAACUACGGCCCCAUGUAGCUUUAAAAUUGACCAGGAUGCGGAAAUUGUGUUCCCGUCCAAAGUACAUAUAUACGGAACACGUUCAGAAAUAGACGGUAGAAUUACAGGCGUUCACGAUCUUGCUGUUGCACUUGGUGGUGUCAUUGAGUUUUCAUCCACAGCACAGACAGCAAUAGUUGAAAAUAGAGAAUAUUUGAGAAUUGAUAAAAAUGGCAAUUUCUCGUUUGGCUCCGUUCUUGUAAAACGUGGUUCAAAAAUUGUGUUCAAAAAAAUUAAUGACACGUUGAUACUUAACAGUGGGUUAUUUAGAGUGAAGUAUGGAGGCUUGAUGAUAUUAAAUCACGGAAUUAUACGAAGUUCGUUCGCUUGGGUGGAAAGCGAGGGUGUUUUGCUGCUUGAUGGCACUGGAUUUACAGGAGAACAAGGUCCAGGAAAAGGUAUCACUAGGAAUGGUAUUGGUGGAGGGGCAGGUCAUGGUGGUGAGGGUGCUGGUUCGAACGGAGGGUUGCCUUAUGACUCUGUAUAUUCACCUCAUGUUCUAGGUAGUGGCGGCGGUAAUGGUCAAGGUGUUGGUGGUGCAGGUGGGGGUAGCCUGUUGUGGGAGGUAGGAAAAUUCUUGCAAAUAAAUGGUCGGUUGUCUGCUAAUGGCGUAAAUGGUACCGGCGUUAACGCUGGUGGUGGUAGCGGAGGAAGUAUCCUAAUUAAGACCACAAACAUGUCAGGACAUGGUGAGCUUGCAGUAGCUGGGGGGGAAGGCAUGGGAAGUGGAGGGGCAGGAGCAGGUGGACGUGUAGGAAUACACUGUAGAUGGAGGUAUAAAUACGGAGGGAAAUUAACAGAUCACGGAGGACACAGUACAGUCGGUGCCCCAGCAGGAACUAUUUACAUCGAGGAAAACUUCCGACCUUUACAAUAUCGCCACUUGAAGUAUUUAAAGACCACGAACACCAGCGUACUUGCAGUUGAUCACACGUACUUGCACGUAGACAAUGAAGGCUAUGACGUGAACGGAGCAACGAUGAUUAUGGAAGAAGAUACUACAGUGUAUGAAUUUGAUGAAAUGGAACUGACAGGCCAUAGUAGAUUGCUAGUUUAUCAUCCCAAUAGUUCUGUAGUUAAUGUGACUGUUCAUAGGUUUAUUGGUGAUAAAUCUGGUCAGUUCCAUAUCCAAGACAAACAGAGAAUCUUUGUUGAAGUAGUUGAGUCUGUGAGUUCCAAAACGGAAGCUCCUUGCAGCUAUAAGAUCGAUAUUGGUGGAGAGAUAAUUCUUCCUGCAGAAUUUCAUGUUCAUGGCACUCGGACUGUUAUUGAAGGCCGCAUAACUGGCGUACAUCGAUUGUAUGUCUCUGACGGUGCUACAAUUGACUUUAAUUCCACCACUCAAACUGCUUUGAUUGAGAAUUCUACGUAUGUGUUUGUGUCUGAGCCAGGAAAUUUAUCUUUUUCUGAAGUAGUUGUAAAGCAGAACGGUGAUGUUGAGUUUCGACGUAAUACCGACUUUCUCCGAUUGAAUUGCGACAUACUUACGGUGAAAUACGAAGGAAAGUUAUAUAUUAAUCAUGGGGAGAUAUUCACGUCUUUUGGCACGCUUGAUAGCAAAGGAAUAAUAGAUAUUGAAGGUGUUGGGUUUUCUGCGGAGAAAGGACCAGGGGCAGGAGGAAGUAGCGUUGGCAUUGGUAGUGGAGCUGGCUAUGGUGGCCAAGGUGGACGUAAUGGUGGAGCGGCGUAUGGCUCAGUCUAUACACCCAUGCAUUUAGGAAGUGGAGGGGGAAAUGGCCAUGGCACUGGGGGGUCUGGAGGAGGUUACCUUAUCUGGAAGAUCAGUAAAUAUCUGGAACUGAAUGGUCUGCUUAAAGCCAAUGGUAUGGAUGGAAAAGGUUCCAAUGCUGGUGGUGGUAGCGGUGGGAGCAUUUUCAUUGAAUCAACAAAUAUGACUGGACAUGGCGAGAUAUCCGUUUUGGGAGGUCGAGGUCAAGGUCAAGGGGGUGGUGGAGCUGGAGGAAGAGUAGGAAUUCAUUGUCGUUGGAGAUACUCUUAUGGUGGUAAGUUUUCUGAUCAUGGUGGACAAUCUGACGCACGGACUGGUGCACCUGCUGGAACUAUUUAUCUAGAAGAGAACAUGAGACCUUUACAAUACCGUGAACUCAAAUACAGCAAGAUUAGAAAUACAACAUACUUGGCUGUUGAUCAUACAUAUGUUCAUAUUGAUAACGCUGGUUAUGAUGUAGAAGAAGCUACUGUUUUGAUGGAGAAAAACACAUUACAUUAUGAGUUUGACGAAGUUGAAUUGACCGGCUAUUCCAGAUUGCUUGUGUAUCAUCCGAAUGACGCUGUCAAUGUAACUGUUGUCGCCCACAGAUUCAUCGGAGAUGGUACAGGACAGUUCCACAUAAGACGAAAUCAAAAGAUUUAUGUUGAAUAUAUCGAAUCACAAAACAACCGAACUGAAGCACCAUGCAGCUAUCGGAUUGACCAGUUUGCUGAACUUAUUCUUCCAUACGAGUUUCAUGUGCAUGGUAUUCGCACAGAAAUUCAUGGCCUUAUGACAGGUGUUCGUCAUUUCUUUGUAGAAGAUAAGGGGUACGUCCGAAUUUCGUCAACAGCGCAAACCGCUAUACUUGAGAACCGUACAUAUAUUGAUGUUACAGACCCCGGAAACACAUCAAUUUCCAACAUUGUUGUUAAACGAGGUGGCAUUCUUGAUAUUUUACGUCAAGAUGACGUCAUAAUUCAAGUAACCUCAAGUCUAUUUGAGAUAAAAUAUGAGGGCAAAGUGCUCAUGAAUCAUGGUGUCUUGCAAACGUCCAUUGGGGACUUGGAAUCUAAGGGAGAGUUAGUUUUAGAUGGACGAGGAUGGAGAUCUGGUGCUGGAAUCGGGAAAGGCUUCCGGCAUGGACUUUACGGAACUGGUGCAGGUCAUGGUGGGCGUGGUGGUCGAAAUUCGGGCAAUCAGGGUCAGUCGUAUGAUUCAGUUUACAAACCUCUGAUGCCAGGAAGUGGUGGAGGUUAUGGGCAAUAUGGAGCUGGUGGACAAGGUGGUGGCAGCCUCAGGUUCCAAGCAAAGGAUCAUUUACACCUGGAUGGUUUGAUUACAGCUCAAGGGAAGGCUGGACAAUCACAGUCAGGAGGAGGAAGCGGUGGGAGUGUUCUUGUUGAGGCCUUGAAUAUGAGUGGACAUGGUGAAAUUAAUGUCAAUGGUGGGGAAGGGGUUUCAGGGGGCGGUAGUGGAUCUGGCGGUCGAAUUGGAAUACAUGUGGACUUCAGUAACAAAUAUGGCGGAACCUACAAGGCUGUUGGAGGACGAGCGAGCUCGGCAAGUCUUGUUGGAGGUGCGGGUACUGUGUAUAAAUAUGAAAGCAAUCGUGGUCCACAAUAUCGUGAAAUUAAAUACCAUCAUGGUGAAAACAUUACAGGCUUCAAACCACAGCACUCGAAGUUAAAAAUAGACAACGAGGGAAGAAAUACUGAUUCACCGGCGGUUGUUAUGGAAAAUAACACGUUAUUUUACGAAUUUGAUGAAAUUCAGGUGGAAGGAAGGUCUCAUGUAGUUUUCUAUCAUCCAGCAGGAGCACGGAAUGUCACAGUGGUUGGACAUGAAGUGACUGGGGAUAAAACUGGUAUUAUAAAAAUGACAUCGCGACAAAGAUUAUUUGUAUUUAUCGUUGAAAGUACUCAUACAUACUUAGAUGUCCCCUGUGGAUUCUACAUCAGUGAUUUUGCGGAAAUUGUAUUUCCAACUGAAGUAAUACUUCGUGGUGAGACUACUACUCUUCGUGGCCGUAUGACUGGUGUUGAAAGACUUGUAAUAGAAAGAAAUGGAAAUAUUCAAAUCAGUGGAACCGCUCAUACGGCUAAACUUCCCGAGCAUGCGCAGUGGUAUAAUGAUCGACCAUUCGAUCCAUUUAUUCCCGGACAACAUGUCAUUCCUGAGCUGGUUGUUGCAAACGCUGGUAUUCUUACUGUUGCAUUGAACCCGUAUGGCGCUAAACUCAUUGCGUCAGAUGUCGUUAUCAAGAAAGGUGGAGUUUUCAAAGUCAACACACGUGAAAUGUUUUUUGUUCUGGACCGCGUUGUAAUUGAGAGUGGCGGGAGACUGGAUGGAAACGGUGGUGGAUACCCUAACAAUCAAGGUCCUGGUUCCGGCUCUGGAUCUCAAGGAGGAAGUUAUGCUUCGCUUGGCGGAAAUGCCGCCUCUAAAAAAUAUUAUGGAUCUUUAUAUGCACCACGUUAUCCAGGGAGCGGAGGUGGUACUGGUGCUGGUGGUUCGUGGAUAAAUAUGACAGCUGGUGGAUAUGUGAAGGUAGAUGGUACAUUCAGGGUUGAUGGUAUUUCAGGAUCUGGUGCAGGGAGUGGAGGAAGUUUAAUGAUUGCUACGCCGUUCUUGAUUGGUUAUGGAUUAAUUUCGAGUCAUGGAGGAUUUUCUCAUCAAGGAGGUGGGUCAGGUGGUCGAAUUGGUAUUUAUCUUUCUCAACCACUUGAUUUCCGAGGUAGUAUUGCGGCGUUUGGUGGAAGCGGAUCACCUUCUGGGGGACCCGGGACAAUUUACGUUGAAAUUGACAAUGGAACUUCAGUGCAAAGGUUUUUGACAAUAGAUGGAAGUAAUAGAGGGGAAGCCACUGGACUGAAGUUAUUCUUAGACGAACCCGGCGGAUUUUAUCAUGUAUUUGAUGGGAUCGAACUGAAGAGAAAGGCGUUUAUAUCUUUGCAACAGGUUUCUAACCGCGUACCUGAAGUCAAAGUCCGUCGCUUCACCGGUGAUGGAACAGGAAUACUUGAAGUCAUUUCUGGCACACGUUUCUAUACACACGAAGAUAUUGUACGCGUGCGUACUCAGGUAAAUUACGUCAUCAGGAAAGGAGGUGAGCUUAUUCUGCCCGAGAUAACCGAAAUUGCUGCACAACGUCAACCAAGUUUAGAAAUACAUGGCAGUGUCUACGGAAUUAGGGAACUGCGAGUAUACGCUUCAAGUAAAGCACAGUUAUUUUCAAGUGGUCAUUCUGGAUGCUUCAAAUGUGCAAGUAAAUACACCAGAAGUGGAAAUGACCGAAAGUAUUGGAUUCAGACGAUAACUGUCAAGGCUGGUGGAAAAUUUGAAAUUAUAUCUGCUGUAAGGAAUGUUGAGAGCGCUGUUCAAGUGCACACAGGAGCUUUUUGUGUAGAAUAUAAUGGGCUGGUGACUAGCGACGCAGUUGAAAUAUUCUCAAAAUAUCUUAAAGUCGAUCAUGAUUCAAGAUUUGAUAGUUCUGGCAAAGCAUCAUCAAGUGGUCAAGGCACUGGUGGUAGUUGUGGUGGUGCUACUGGGGGCGCAGGGCAUGGUGGGAACGGAGGGAGAGGAUAUAGUUGUAGUUGUGGUUGGAAUCGUUAUACUUCAGGUGGUUCGAAAUAUGGUACAGUGUGUAGCCCAGUGCUAUCUGGAAGCAGUGAUGGCAGUGGUGGUAGUAAAGGUGGUGGUGUCAUUCGUCUGUUAAGCAGCCGUCUGGUGGAUCUUGAGGGACUAUUAGUAUCUAAUGGAGUCAACGGAGUUUCCAGAGGUGGUGGUAGUGGGGGAAGUGUAUGGUUAGACGGCGAAGCGAUUGAUGGUCAUGGAUCAAUAAGUGUAGCAGGUGGUAGUGGUGGCUACACAUACCGUAGUUAUUCAUGUAAUUAUUACCAUGGUGGUGGAGCAGGAGGUUAUAUUCGAACUCAGUCUCCAAGGUAUAUAAACAGAGCAGUAUUGCUAAAUUUGGGAGCCACAACAGCUGUUAGAGGUGGGAGUGCACAUGGCAAUGGGGCUUUACCUGGUGAAAAUGGACAGAUUUGUUUAUCUGGUAACGAAUGUAAUGGACAUGGGGUAUGGUCAAAUAGUGAGAAAAAGUGCAAUUGUAAUCAAAAUUAUUAUGGCGUGAGUUGUUUGUAUUACUGUGAUCCAAAUCUUACAUGCUUGGGUAAUGGACAGUGUACAGCGUCAGGAGGGUGCAAGUGUAAGAAUGGAUAUGUAGGAUAUCGAUGUGAGCAUCUCUGUGAUCCCCAACGCGAUUGCAGUGGUAAUGGUAUUUGUGAUAUAUUAGGCAAGUGCGUAUGUGAUCCCUGCUUUAGCGGAGGAAAAUGUCAGUACUUGUGCUCGGGGAAAGGAACGUGUAAAAAUGGUUUAUGUAAGUGUGAUAACUGUUAUUCAGGAAUGUAUUGUGAAAGCGAGUGCAGUGAACGUGGACAAUGUCGUAAUGAAACUUGUAUAUGUGAAAAGUAUUGGCAAGGGACACAUUGUCAACGUGGGGGGUGCCCUGGUACACCAGCGUGUUCGGGAAACGGUUUGUGUAACAGUGCUUUACAAAAGUGUUAUUGUAAUCCAGGAUGGUCUGGUAUCGAUUGUGGUCAGAUUGAUUGUCCUGGAGAACCUAAUUGUAACUCACGUGGCAUAUGUGUCCCGUAUAUUGAGGGAAGUAAAUGCGUAAACUGCUCUCAAGGAUGGAUGGGUCCUGCUUGUGAUGAUCCAUGUACGCAUGGAGUACAGUCUCCAAUGAACAGCGGUAUAUGUGAUUGUGAUCCGUGUUACGGAGGAAAGGGCUGCACAAGUUUAUGUUUGGAACGAGGAAUCUGCCAAUCGAAUACAACAUGUUUUUGUGACCCAGAUGUCGGAUGGCGUGGGGCUGUCUGUGAAAUUCCAGGAUGUCCAGGGAUAGAGAAGGAUUGCAGCGGUCACGGAGAAUGUAACGCAGCACGUCACCAUUGUUCAUGUUACGAAGGAUGGACUGGUAAAGCAUGUGAUAUCCCAGAUUGCCCUGGUGCACCAAACUGCUUUGAUCGUGGUUAUUGCAAUUCUUCACUCGACGUUCCUCGUUGUCAAAACUGUUCUCGAGGUUAUAUGGGACCAGCGUGUGAUGAUCCCUGCACAUUUGGUGUGCAGAUACCCAUGGACAGCGGUAACUGUGAUUGUUUUCCUGGGUAUAGUGGUGUAGGAUGCGACAGUGAGUGUUCAGAACAUGGUACAGUUCAUAAUGGCACAUGCCAGUGUGAUGUCGGAUGGAGAGGUGCUUUAUGUGGUAUCUUGGGAUGCCCAGGAAUUAAUGAAGAUUGUUCGGGUCACGGGAGUUGUAAUGGGGCUAUCCAAAAGUGUACUUGUUACAAUGGCUGGUCAGGAGAGGGUUGUGAAUUACCAGACUGUCCUGGGGCCCCAAACUGUUUUAAUCGUGGUUACUGUAACAGUUCUGUGAGUCCGCCGAUUUGUCAGAAUUGCAUAGCAGGUUGGAUGGGACCAGCUUGUAAUGAUCCAUGCGUCCACGGUGUUCAACAGCCAAUGGAUAGCGGUAAUUGUACAUGUGAUCCAGGCUGGGCUGGUAUUGGUUGUGACAGUGAAUGUUCUGGUCAUGGGAAAGUUCAACAUGGAGUAUGCAGGUGCGAUGUAGCGUGGUGGGGUACAUUAUGUGAUAAUCCAGGAUGUCCAGGUGUUGGUGAGGAUUGCAGUGGCCACGGAGAGUGCAACAGCGCGCUACACGAGUGUACAUGUGAAAGUGGGUGGACUGGAGAUGGAUGCGAGAUCCCUGAUUGUCCUGGAAAUCCCGACUGUCUAAACAAAGGUUUCUGUAAUGCGACGUUCAACCCACCUCGAUGUACGAAUUGCAGCCUCGGAUGGAUGGGGGCUGACUGUGGAUAUCCGUGUAAACAUGGAAGACAAAUACCAAUGGACAGCGGAAGAUGCAAAUGUGAUGCUUGUUAUGUUGGUCUUGGCUGUAAUCAGGAAUGUUCAGGUCAAGGAAAAUGUCAAAAUGGUUCUUGUGUUUGUGAUGAACUCAGUGGAUGGCGAGGGUCUCUGUGUGAAGUACCAGGUUGUCCAGGAAUCAAAGAGGAUUGUAGUGGACAUGGUAGCUGCAAUAGCGCUGAAAAAACAUGUAUUUGUGAUCCAGGAUGGACAGGUAUUGGAUGUCACGUCCCAGACUGUCCUGGGACUCCAAACUGCUUCGGUCGUGGUUUCUGUAACGGUACUGAUCGUGAAACACCGGAGUGCACCGACUGUUCAAUUGGAUGGAUGGGACCAGCAUGCAAUGAUCCUUGCUUACACGGACAUCCUGUGGACAACGUCUGUGAGUGCGAUCUAUGUUACACAGGCAAUGGCUGUCAACUCGAAUGCUCUGGUCGUGGAGAUUGUAUCAAUGGAUCAUGUUUAUGCCAUUCUAAUAACGAAGUUGGUUGGCAGGGGAUUAACUGUGAACUUGAUGGAUGCCCAGGGGUUGAUGGGAGCUGCAACGGGAAUGGUCUGUGUAAUACUAACACCCGAGAGUGCGAGUGUGAUCCGCUGUGGACUGGGCCUGACUGUGGUACAGCGAAUUGUGCGGGCAGCCCACCUUGCUCAGAUCGUGGUAGUUGUGAUGCAGCCUCGCUCCCACGUCGGUGUAAUUGCGAAAAGGACUGGGCGGGAGAGGCUUGUGACGUACCUUGUCUCCACGGAAUGAACUAUGGAAAUGCUUCAGGAUGCUUAUGUAAUGCAUGUUAUCAUGGGAUAGGAUGUAACGUGUUAUGUUCUGGGCAUGGUCGUUGUGAACAUGGAAAAUGUGUUUGUAAUGCAAGUCUUGGAUAUAAAGGGGUAUUCUGUGAUGAACCGGGAUGUCCUGGUUGGCCAGAGGAUUGUAGUGGCCAUGGUACAUGUAACCUAGCGACGAAAACAUGUUCAUGUGAUCCAGGAUGGCUUGGACCAUCAUGCAGCUGGACUGACUGUCCUGGUACUCCGGAUUGUAAUGACCGCGGAACCUGUGUACUUCCAGGAGAAAACAGUUUGAGUACUCAAGGUGCAUGCAACUGUUCUAAAGGUUGGACGGGCGACGCUUGUCAACAACGAUGUAUCCAUGGUAACCCAACUGAUAACUAUCUUUGUGAAUGUGAACCUUGUUACAAUGGUCUUGAUUGUUCAACGCUCUGCUCUAACAAGAGCAGUCUAUGUGUUGAAGGCGAAUGUGAUUGCGGAUUUGAAGGAUGGAGAGGAGAGUUUUGUGACCGAAGAGGAUGUCCAGGAAUUGAGAAGGAUUGCUCGGGUCAUGGCACCUGUUUUGCAGACACACAGACUUGUGUAUGUGAUUCUGGAUGGACAGGUGUCGGAUGUCAAAACUCUGACUGUCCAGGCGACCCAGACUGCAACGGAAGAGGUCGAUGUGUAGUUGAUAAUACCGCUGGUCCAAUAUGCGUCGACUGUAAACAGGGUUGGAUAGGUCCUGCUUGCGAGAUACGUUGUGAGCAUGGCUCCGCCACAGAAGAAAACCCAGAUGUGUGUGUAUGUGACUCGUGUUAUGCUGGUUUUAAUUGCGAUAAGUUGUGCUCAGGUCGCGUUAAUGCUACAUGUGUGGAAAACAAGUGUAUUUGUGGUUGAAGGAUGGAGAGGGAACUUUGCGAUGUACCAGGUUGUCCUGGAUUAAACAACAUUGAUUGCUCUGGUCACGGGACCUGUUUCAGUGUGCAACAAGUUUGCGAAUGUAACAAUGGAUGGAUAGGUU
Molecule: messenger RNA, 9641 nt
Organism: Dendronephthya gigantea
Lineage: Eukaryota; Metazoa; Cnidaria; Anthozoa; Malacalcyonacea; Nephtheidae
Exons: 14
Coding region: 23-9517 (3164 amino acids)
Biological process (GO): cell communication
Cellular component (GO): membrane
Source: RefSeq, a predicted model, not a curated record